This is a messenger RNA of Nicotiana attenuata, 528 nucleotides long. Its product is annotated as splicing factor, arginine/serine-rich 15-like. The transcript has a single exon. NCBI's taxonomy places the organism in Eukaryota, Viridiplantae, Streptophyta, Magnoliopsida, Solanales, Solanaceae. The record is from RefSeq and is a predicted model, not a curated record. The coding region runs from base 63 to 392 and encodes 109 amino acids.
UCAACUCUCAGUCUUCAUUCACCAAAACACAAUAUCACUUGUGCAACUGUUCUAAAUCAACAAUGGCUAAUCACUCCCUUUACCUUCUCUUCCUCGUCGCCAUAGCAUCAAUCAGUAGCCUUGCAGUUCAAGCAGAGGCUCGUCGUCUUUUGGAUGCACCUUUGCCUGAUCUCCCCGUUGGCCUCCCGAAACCCGAGCUACCAACAUUGCCACAGCCUGGAUUGCCUGGAUUGCCUGGAUUGCCUGGAUUGCCUACAUUGCCUACAUUACCUAUGCCAAAGCUGCCACUGCCACAACUUCCAAUGCCUCAGCUGCCAACUUUGCCAGUACCUGUGCCAAAGCUGCCACUCCCAGAGUUGCCAGUGCCAUUGCCACCUCUGCCUAGCCCUUAAGUGCUUAUCCAGAAUGACUCAUUUGUAUUGAUUGUUAUUGCUUGUAUUUGUUAACUACUUGUUAUUUUAAUGUCGUUUAAACUUUUGUUUGUAAUUCUCCAGUUGGUCGAUUAUUUGUGGCACUUAACAUUCUAAA